Brassica oleracea var. oleracea is the source of this 486-nucleotide messenger RNA. RefSeq lists its product as uncharacterized. Lineage: Eukaryota; Viridiplantae; Streptophyta; Magnoliopsida; Brassicales; Brassicaceae. Bases 1 to 486 code for a protein of 161 amino acids. The transcript has 2 exons. The record is from RefSeq and is a predicted model, not a curated record.
AUGGACAUCACACAAGAUGAUCUGACCUUCAACUGGAAGAAGGCAAUAUGGAGCCUCAAAACGUCACCAAAAACGAAGCAGUUUGUGUGGAAGAUGUGGCUCUCUGCCCCUGUUUUGCCAAGAAUUGAAUACAAUGAAUCUAUAGCUUUAAGAACUUCAUGGAUCAGCCUAGUGACGAAGAAGAACUUACCUACAAUAGGAGUUGCAGAAGGACAGUUGGCACCCUGGUUCUUGUGGCAUAUAUGGACGGCGAGAAACAGAGUUGUCUUCAACGACAAGUUCAUCUCCGCAACCAACAACCUUUCUAAAGCCUUAGCUGCUGCACGGGAAUGGAAUGCAUGCCAGCAAACAGACGCACCGACGAACCGCGUAGUGGCCCCUGUAGCUACAACAACGACAAAUUCCGCGCUAAUUAAAACUGAUGCUGCAUGGAAUGGAAGUUUAAAUGUUGCUGGAUUGGGAUGGACGGUGGAAACGCAGCAGUGA